Podospora anserina S mat+ is the source of this 666-nucleotide messenger RNA. RefSeq lists its product as uncharacterized. The record is from RefSeq and is a predicted model, not a curated record. NCBI's taxonomy places the organism in Eukaryota, Fungi, Ascomycota, Sordariomycetes, Sordariales, Podosporaceae. Bases 1 to 666 code for a protein of 221 amino acids. The transcript has a single exon.
AUGCCCUCAUUCACCUCCUCAUCCUCUCGAUCAUCCAAGAAAGACAACACCCCACCGCCAGCGAACUUGCUCCCAAAGGCCCACUCCCGCCCCCACCCACCACCACCCUCAUCACGACGCGCUCACUCUCCGCGUCCUCCUUCUGCAAGUGUCACCACGUCAGGGACGUCCUUGGUCAAGCAAAAACCGCCCAAGCAAGUCUCUCGUGGGCUGAGUGGACUGACGGCGACCAUCACCUCCCGCACUGAUCAAGUGCUCACCCAUGUCAACGAGCAAGUGACACAGAUUCGUGAGGAGCAACAGAAUGGCACGUCACAAUGGGUUGCUGGCGAGCUGGAUCGAACUUCGCACUGGGUGCAGGGCGAGCUUACCAGGACGAAUGACUGGGUUAGUCAACUGAGGGAAGAGCAGCAAAAGGAGGCGAGUCUAUGGCUCGAGCAGGAACUCGAGAAGGCACCAAAGGUCGCGAUGGAAAGUGCUAAGAAUACGUAUCUUGGUUGGCUUUCAGGGGAUGAGGGGAUUGUCACGGCGGCGCUGGCCUGGAUUCCUGUUGCUUUUGUUGCGGGGGAGACAGUGAGGGUUGGGAUUGAGGUUGGGAAGGUUGUGUAUGACCUGGUUCAGGGAACCUCUUCGAAUGGGCAAAGGAGGAGAAUUCAGGGGGCGUGA